Molecule: messenger RNA, 581 nt
Organism: Moneuplotes crassus
Lineage: Eukaryota; Ciliophora; Spirotrichea; Euplotida; Euplotidae
Source: the annotation of a GenBank genome assembly
AAUGGAUUUCUCAAAAUUUGCCGAAUACCUAAACUUCAUGGACCCAAAAGACUUCCAAGAAUUCAGUGACCAAGUAGUUUCCUACAUUCUUAAUAAAAUUCAAAUAAAGUCUUCGUCCAAGCAGGAUAGUAUCAAUGCGCUUACGUGUAUAAUCCUGCAUUUUGCAAAGAUUAAGGCAGGACAGAAGGAAUUGGACCAUUUGUUCCCACAGAUGGGACUUCCUGAUGAGUUUAAAGAGACUUUUUUGUUGGUAAUCUUACCGGCAAUUCCUGAAAUUCGAGAGAUGGUAGAUUUAGCGGAGGAUGAGAAUUAUAAUAAAUUCGUUGAUGUGAAAUGGAGGUUAGGGAUGACAGUCUCGACUAGGAUGAAGCAUAAAAUGAUGGCGCCUAAGUAUACUAUAAAGCUUGCAAUGGAGGACAAUGAAGGGCAUGCUAAGAACUACUUGAUAGACUCAGAUUAUGCUAAUAUGGUUAGGUUGAGGGAUGAGUUACAGGAAGCCCUGAAGACAUUGGAUACUCCUAUGUGCAAGAGCUUGUUUUAUUCUGAUAAAUAAUUUGUUCUAUUCUGGGAAUGUAGAAGGG